This is a messenger RNA of Periophthalmus magnuspinnatus, 1709 nucleotides long. It is a transcript of the gene slc25a28, whose product is annotated as solute carrier family 25 member 28. The transcript has 4 exons. Lineage: Eukaryota; Metazoa; Chordata; Actinopteri; Gobiiformes; Gobiidae. The record is from RefSeq and is a predicted model, not a curated record. The coding region runs from base 146 to 1351 and encodes 401 amino acids. Gene Ontology annotation, molecular function: ferrous iron transmembrane transporter activity. Gene Ontology annotation, biological process: iron import into the mitochondrion. Gene Ontology annotation, cellular component: mitochondrial membrane.
UGUCUGUUUGCAGAAUGAGCGGCUCGCGGGCCUCCCCUGCUGAGCUGUGACAGUGGGGCAAGAAGAUUUUCCAACUUGUGAGAGGAAUGUAACUCCAUUUUAUCCACGCACUGUCUUUGGACCCAACAUAUCCGCUCUGUCACACAUGGAAACUGAUGGAUUUGUGCGGAAGCGGCGGAUGACAGCGGAGUCUCCCGGCUCUGACCCCGGAGUGGCUGGAGCCUCCGCGGGGGCAGAAGUGCGUUGGCUCGGAGGCAGGUUUUGGGGAGUUUCCGAAAGUAUUGUUGGGUCUCUGGCACCCCGAAUCGGUGGGGAGACUGAAAUCCAGACUGUUGAUCAGACUGUAAUCCGUGUUGCGACAGAACAAACCGAGGAGCAUGAGCCUGACUAUGAGGGGCUGCCACAGGGCGCUUCCACACGGACUCACAUGCUGGCUGGAGCCGUGGCAGGGAUCAUGGAGCAUUGCCUCAUGUUUCCUGUGGACUGUGUCAAGACACGCAUGCAGAGCCUUCAGCCUGAACCAGCUGCUCGAUAUCGAAAUGUGAUGGACGCUCUUCGGCGGAUUAUAGCCACAGAGGGACUGUGGCGGCCAAUGAGGGGGCUAAAUGCAACAGCUAUAGGAGCAGGGCCUGCCCAUGCUCUAUACUUUGCCAGCUACGAAAAACUCAAACGGACUCUCAGUGAUGUCAUACACCCAGGAGCUAACAGUCAUUUGGCUAAUGGAGCUGCUGGGUGCGUGGCCACACUCCUUCAUGACGCUAUAAUGAAUCCUGCUGAAGUUGUGAAGCAGCGCAUGCAGAUGUACAACUCUCCAUACCGGGGCGUGUUGGACUGUAUUGGUGCUGUGUGGCAGAAAGAGGGCGCUGCUGCGUUCUACCGCAGUUACACUACUCAGCUCACCAUGAAUGUGCCCUUCCAGGCUUUCCACUUCAUGACAUACGAGUACCUCCAGGAGCGCCUCAACCCCCACAGACAGUACAACCCUUCCUCUCACAUGCUGUCCGGGGCACUGGCAGGUGCCAUCGCAGCUGCAGUGACCACCCCUCUAGAUGUGUGCAAGACUCUGCUCAACACACAGGAGUCCUUGGCCGUCAGCUCCAUGUCCGCUGGCCAAGGCCCCGGUCAAGGCCAAGGUGCCCACAGACACAUCUCAGGCUUAGCCCAUGCUUUCCGGACGGUCUAUAGGCUGGGCGGCCUGAAGGGCUUCUUUAAGGGUGUACAGGCAAGAGUCAUUUAUCAAAUGCCCUCAACAGCGAUCAGCUGGUCAGUUUAUGAGUUCUUCAAGUAUGGACUCACUAAACAUCAGCAUAACAAGAGGAGAACACAGACACAUCUGGAGGCGGAGAUGUAAACCAAUUUCUGUCACCACACUCAAACUAAUAUGUGUAAUCUGCGUUAGCUGUUUUUCCUCUCUCAGGUAAAGCCAAUGACAUGUUAGGCACCACAGUUUCACAUAAACCAGAAUAAACCAGAGUUUUUUGUUGGCCCCAUUUGCACAGUAUUAGUUUUUUGGUGUCUAUAAGCCAUUCUAAAUGCUAAUAUCGCACAUUUGUUCAAACUGUGAAUAAAUGUCAAAAACGCACAAGCUUAAAGUUGUAUAUGAUUCCAGCAGAGGGCAGUAAUAGACUAUACUAGUGUAUUGACUUUGCUGUCAGAGUUGAACAUUCAGACUUAUUUUGUGGUAAAUAUAAAACUUAGAGAAAUCCAAA